Molecule: messenger RNA, 4675 nt
Organism: Pyricularia oryzae 70-15
Lineage: Eukaryota; Fungi; Ascomycota; Sordariomycetes; Magnaporthales; Pyriculariaceae
Product: ferric reductase transmembrane component 7
Exons: 3
Coding region: 1522-4317 (931 amino acids)
Biological process (GO): intracellular iron ion homeostasis; copper ion import; iron ion transport
Cellular component (GO): plasma membrane
Molecular function (GO): ferric-chelate reductase activity
Source: RefSeq, a predicted model, not a curated record
CAUCACGGCGCAUUCUUCCAAUGAGAAAUCACAAACAACACCAUUCAAGAUUUCGGAAAGCCCCCAAUCCCCCAUCCCAUCCAGAGAUUAAGCACCUUUGUAAUAGAUAACAAACCGCGUGUGGGGAUGGUACAGAUCAAGCGAGAAGCGGGGGCCACGGCUUGCACGGGUACCUACUUUACUAGUCUAGUCCAGCUUGACAGCUAACUCGCUUGCUUGCGUACAGAUAACUGGAACUCCUGGACACAAAAGAAAAAAAAAGCAGGGUCGCAUCGGGCGCACAAAGAAAAAAGGAAGUGUCCAACGGUCGGCAGGGCUUUCAAGGAUAACAACGAAGAAAGUCCAGGGGGGGUUUUUUUUUCUGGUCGAUCGAUGGUUCAUGGACAUGGGGGCCGGCAAGCUUAACAAGUGAAUUGCGGAGUCGAUAUCACAGCGCUCCGCUGGGAAGUCAAACCGGUCAGUCUCGGAGAUCUCGAGCUCGAUAUUGUGAUUCGAUUCCAGUAUACUAUACCAUCGUCAGGUACAUGCCUACGUAGACAGACGGUACCCCGAGCAACAUGUAUAACACAUUGCAACUUUUGGCGCAAGAGGUGCAGCCAACCAACCAUUCGAUAAAGAUGCUCCCGCCGUUGAUUGAUUCGCAUGCCCCCAUUCGUCAAGCUGCUUGACAAGAGAAAGCAUAAACCCCUGCCUGUCAUCACUACACCCCUGUAUUUUCAAAUGUGACCUGCAGCAGCGGGGAACGGCCACUAACCCGACCAGCCAAUAUUAAAGUGCGGUCAACCGCUGGGCCUCUGGGCCUGCACUUGAGCACACAUCCCUGAGCUCACACGGGUGUUUUGUUUGUACUUUGUACAUACACAUCUACAGAAGAGUAUCUCUCGUUCAACUGCCAAGCUUGCAGCUUCCCCAAGCUUUGUUUAGUUCAAGGCAGAGACCACCCAAUAUCAUAUUAUAUCCAUCUUGCCAUCCCAUCCCAGUUGCACCAGACCCCGGGAACCGUGGCGGCUAGUCCCUGGCCCCCCCUUUUUGUUUUCUUGUAUGCGGCGUGACGGUGCAACGGUAUCCCCAAAAGGGUUGCAGCGCGGUCCUUUCUUGUUCUGGAUGUCUAGAGGUACUUAACUUUCCGGUAUGUACGGAUCGGCACACACGAACACACACAUACAUACACACACACACACACACGCACACGCACACACCCCAGCCAAUAUAUCCGGACAGCUCUCCCGGAUUUCGCCCCCUACAGGUCUUGACUUCUGGCCUGCUUGCUCCAUCCUCCGCUUCCCGACAGACCCUCGGCCGGUAAUUGCAGCAGUUUGACGACGACGGCAUCGACAUGCAUAUUGCUGUGAAGUUUACACAUUUCUGAGGUAUUGGGAGCCUCCCAUGUUCAGGUUCUGAAUUUGCGCCUAUACCGGUACUGGUAGCUUUGGUCAGCAAAGCUGUCUGUCCAGAGCCGAAGCGAACACAACGACCAUUUUCGGCUGUAGCAACAACUUGAGACAUCAUCAGUGGUCGACCAUGGCUUCACAACCGGAAUCAGGAUCAGUCCUUCAGGGAUUGGUCAGUGGCGCAACCAAAACGUUUUCUGAGCUUGCAAAGCGUAUAUACAUACCACUGACGCCGACAAGCCCACCGGGUCUGAUCGAGGCCAACACGGUUGACCCCUGGAUCGAGUCGGGCAAAUACGCCCUUGGAUGGACAUUUUUUGCCGUCGCACUGGUAGCAUGCGUUCUCUUCACAAGGGUGUGGCACUUUUGGCAAGACAAGAUCCGCCAGGCCAUCUACAAACAGGAGAUUGAAAACCACAAUCGACAAACAUAUGAUCCAAAUCUGCUCUUCUCGAACCCGGCCGAAAACCCACAGACAGGACGAAGCAUGGGCCAGCACUUCUUCCCCGAGGACAGCGCUGGCAAGGAGGAGAUGGCGUUCCGACCCAAGGCACACAUGUCUUCGGUCGGCUUUGUCAACGACACCUUGGCAUUGUUCAGAUGGAUCUUUUACCGGCCGAUACCCGACAUAACGUGGCGCAAGCACCGAAUCACCUUUUCGUCCUUGGCGGUUCUGGCCGUCGUCUUUGUGGCUCUCGUCUUUGUCACGCUCUACUGCUUUUUGCUGCAGCCGCUGUACUGGCAGAGCAUCAAGUUUGGGUCGCCACCGGUGGCUGUCAGGGCAGGCAUGAUCGCCGUGGCCCUCACCCCCUGGAUCAUAGCCACCAGCAUGAAGGCGAACCUGGUCACUUUUGUCACCGGCAUCGGACCCGAGCGCCUCAAUGUUUUCCACCGCUGGGCUGGAUACCUGACGCUGUUCCUGUCUCUGGUGCACUGCAUACCCUUUUACGUUCAGCCCGUGUGGGACGACGGUGGUUUGGAGGUCUUUUCGAGGCUCUUCCCCGAAGGAAGCGGUGCCAUCUACGGAACGGGCAUCGCGUGCCUGGUGCCCCUCGCAUGGCUAUGCAUCGCCUCGCUCCCUUUUAUACGCCGCAUCGCCUACGAGAUCUUUGUCAUGCUCCACGUUCCCGUUGGCUUGAUAUACGUUGCCGUGCUGUUCUGGCACACCAAGAACUUUCUUUCCUCUUGGCACUACCUCAUCGCCACCUUGGCCAUAUUCUUCAUCUGCUCAAUAAUGCGCCUGUUCAACCUGAACUGGGCAAAGCCGUGGCGCAUGGCCUUCAUGGUCGGCGACGAAGCCGCCAUCACUCUGAUGGCCGAGAACGCCGUCAAGAUCACCAUACCGACGCAGAUGCGCUGGAAGCCCGGGCAAUUCGUGUACCUGCGCAUGCCGGGAAUCUCACUCCUGGACAACCACCCAUUCACCAUAUCCUCGCUGUGCAGCCAAGACUUCCCGUCCGAGUACGGCGAACAGUACCGUGACUGCGUGCUCGUUUUCCGCCCCUACGGUGGCUUUACCAGGCGGGUGCUCGAGACGGCCAUCGAGAAGGGACCUUUCCACACGUACCGCGCCUUUCUCGAUGGGCCUUAUGGCGGUAUGCGCAGGGACCUGGCCGCCUUCGACACGGUCAUUCUGAUUGCAGGUGGCAGUGGCAUCACCGCGCUCAUGUCUCAGCUCUUGAACCUGAUCAAGCGCAUGCGUGACGGAAAGGCCAUCACCAAGAAGAUCGUGGUGGUGUGGGCGCUGAAGAGGCUCGAGGCCAUGGACUGGUUCCGCGAAGAGCUGAGGAUCUGCCGGGAGGCUGCGCCGCCCGAGAGUGUUACUUGCAAGUUCUUCGUCACCAAGGCGGUGCGGCAGCAGCCGGGCAUCAUGGCGGGCCCCGGGGGCGAGGGGUAUCUCGGUGCCGCUGGACAACAAAACCAUCGGGCACCUCGACCCCUGAGCAACAUGUUCCACGACAAGCUGGACGGCUUCGUCGCGGGCAUUGCGUCCAAGAGAAACUCGGCGUUUAUCCACGCAGAGGCGAGGGGUGAUGCAGAAAGGGAGAGGGAGCUGAGGGCCGAGGAUGAGGACCGCAUCACAGCCCUCCCUCAGCAAAAGUACCUCCAGCCCCACAGCAUCCCUCCACCGCCACCAAACCCCCCAGCCUCCUUCAAGGACAGGUCGUCAGCCAUGAACGACGCCCUUCGGAGGCUCGAAGGCCGCGAUCCCAGCAUCGACCAGAACCGCGACGAGGACAAGAAGGAGCCCCUCCCCGUAGACGAAACCAAGAGGGAGUCGCAUCCAGUAGACAAGAAGUCUGCAGAUGGCGAGUUCCACUUCACCCCGCCGCAGCGGCUGGACGUGCCCAAGUUCCAACACGCGCCCCCGGGCUCCGUGGCACACGCGAGGUACUCGCAGCUCUUCCUCACGCCCCCGGGAACCGACGGAAACCCGACCCCUGAGCCGGGCGGCAGCCCACAGCCAGGCAGCAAAGCCGCGUCGUCAGACGCUCCUCGCCCACCAGACCUGGCGCACCUCCGCCCGGGCCUCACGCACCUGACCAUCCCAGAGCAGCCGCAGACGCGUCCCGUGCGCCCGACCUCAACGUUUGGCCCGCCCUCGGGCUUCGAGUUUGGCUUCCCCGAGACGCCCACCGAGUUCCAAAAGUCGCUGAUGCGCUUCGCGUUCCCCGUGCCUCACCAGAUCGACGGCGGCUGGUCUGUCGAGUACGGCCGGCCGGACCUGGGCUACAUGCUCAAGGAGUGGGCCACUGGAGGCUCGGACGGACGAGGCAUCCUGGGCCGCAGGACCGCCGUGUUCGUGUGCGGUCCCCCGGCCAUGAGGGUCGGGGUCGCCAACACCGUGGCGCGUCUACAGGCCGAGAUUUGGGGAGAUGACAUGCUGGAGGAGAUAUACCUGCAUACGGAGAAUUAUGCUCUGUGAGGAAAUAAGAAUAGAAACUAAUGAUCUUUUUUUUUUGUCGCCGCCCCUUGCAUAGAAACAAGGGCGAGCUUUGAGAUACCCCCCCUACCACAACUAACUACUACCUUGGACAUAUAAACCUUAUAUACCUUAACCUCUACUUUACUAUACCACACACACGUAAAUGGCUUUUCUGGAAGAUAAGCCCGAUUGGGAUGGGAGACACAAGGUUUCGGUGUUGGAGGGUGCUUGUUAACUUGGCUUCCGGAAGAGGUUACGAUUUAAAAUAUGGCUUUGUAACUGGCGUUUCUCUGUUAUUUCUCGAUAUUGACUGUCCCAGGCGAGAACCACCUGGCAAUAUACCUAUAUCUAUCUUGCC